UAAAUAAUCGUGUGAUGAAUUCAAUUCAUUUAUUAAGGAAUCUUAUUUCAUGAUUCAAACGAUGAAGUUUUGGGCAACAAUACUGUUCGCUGUGAGUGUCGUAAACGUGAUUGACUGUUUGGAAUUGAAUUGUCAUUUUCUUGACUUUCAAUAUUCUUUUUUUGACGAAUAUUACACAUGCCAGUCGUAUAAUUUUGGAACCACCCUACACAAUAGAACAGUCACGUCAGUGAAUGGAGUUCAUUUGAUAAAAGGUGGAAAUGUAGAAGUUCAACAACUUUAUAUCCGAGGACAAACAUGUGAAGUCAUCCCUAAAGGAAUCACAAACUUUUUUCCAGAUCUGAAAAGUUUAAGUAUGCCUCAUGCUAAAAUCCAAUAUUUGUUCAAAGACGAUUUGAUAGAGUACAAAAAUUUACGAGCGCUCGAUUUCGCAUACAGCAAGUUCAAGAAAGUUGAUGCCAAAUAUUUUAUUCACACGCCACAUUUGGAAGUUAUUUCAUUCAGACGGUGCCGGGAGUUGGAGACCUUCGGACAAAAAACAUUUGAUUCACUACUAAAGUUAAAAACCCUUCAGUUAAAUGAAGUGAAAUGUAUUGAUAGUCAAGUUGUUGACAACAGAAUGGACGUCGUAAGACUGUUGAUGAAAGUGAAAGUUCAAUGUUCUGAUCCAAAUGAACCACCUGAACAGACAACUGAAACACUUUUUCAACCUCUCAAUCUCAAUCUUAUCACCGAUUGUCGACUGAGAAUUGCUUCAUUAGAAAGAGAAAACUUGAAUUUUCUUAACAUUAUCAAAGAUUUAAGCGAGAAGAAAAAUUGUCAUUAA
This is a messenger RNA of Clunio marinus, 826 nucleotides long. Lineage: Eukaryota; Metazoa; Arthropoda; Insecta; Diptera; Chironomidae. The record is from the annotation of a GenBank genome assembly.